CUACUACAAACUGCAAGCAAUUCUCCCUAGCCACAAGAACUUGGCGAAUUCCUGCCUCUCUCAACCAAAGCGCUUUUCUCUAAACAUCAUAAUCUACCAUGUCUCUACUUCGCUCGUCCAUUUGCCGGGCGUGCAGGCGCUCUGCACCGCUGUACGUGCACAGAGGGUUCGCAACGGCCAGCCGAGCACAGACGUCAUCCGACAAUCGAGUCAGGAUAGUCGAGGUCGGCGCACGAGACGGACUGCAGAACGAGAAGAAGACCAUUUCACUGGCGACUAAGAUUGAGUUGAUUGAGCGAUUGGCCAAGACGGGAUUGACGAGCAUCGAAGCUGGCUCCUUUGUUGCGCCGAAAUGGGUACCUCAGAUGGCAAACUCGGACGAGAUCUUGGAGCAUAUCCUACAGCAGAAGAUUGAGGCUCCCGUUCCGAUUACCUACUCAUUCCUCGCGCCGAAUACAAAGGGUCUGCAGAAUGCGGAGAAGCUGCUUAAGCAGAACCCGGGGAGGUUUGCUACGCAGCUAGACCCUGAUGUUACGAAGCCAGCAGUGGAAGUGGCCGUCUUUGCAGCUGCUACAGAGUCCUUCUCGCAGAAGAACCUCAACUGUGACAUCAAGACAUCGCUGGAGCGCUUCAAGGCCGUCAUCCAGGACUCCAAGGCCCUGGGACUCCGCGUUCGGGCCUACAUCUCCGUGGUCCUGGGCUGCCCGUUUGAAGGCUUCGAUGUCGACCCCCACAAGGUGGCCGAGAUCGCUACAGACCUGCUCGAGUCCGGCGCGGACGAGAUUUCUCUCGGCGACACCACCGGCAUGGGCACCGCGCCGCGAACGAGCGCGCUGCUCAAGUGCAUGGCCUCGGCGGGCAUCCGCACCGAGGACAUUGCGAUGCACUUCCACGACACGUACGGCCAGGCCCUGGUCAACACGGCCGUAUCGCUGGAGCACGGAAUCCGGAUAUUCGACAGCAGCGUGGGCGGGCUGGGAGGAUGCCCCUACAGCCCCGGCGCGACGGGCAAUGUCGCAACGGAGAACAUGGUGUACUUUAUGGAGACGCUGGGCAUGGAGACAGGCGUUGAUCUGGAUGCGGUGACGGACAUUGGCGCUUGGAUCACGCAGGAGCUGGGCAAGGCGAAUGACAGCUCGGUUGGAAAGGCGAUAGAAUUCGCAGCAAUGGCGGACCCACGCACUUCGUCAUCUUACUCGGUUGUGCCACAACUGCAGUAUAACACCGUGAGCGGUGUCAACGGUCCCCUGGUUAUUGUUGAGAAUGUCAAAUUCCCGCGAUAUAAUGAAAUCGUUACGCUUACGCUGCCCGACGGUACUGAGAGAAACGGCCAGGUUCUGGAGGCUCGAGGUGAUCGAGCUGUCGUUCAGGUCUUCGAGGGUACUCCUGGCAUCGAUGUGAAGAAGACUCGGGUCAAGUUUACCGGUCAGAACCUCAAGCUUGGUGUCUCAGAGGACAUGCUUGGCCGUAUCUUUGACGGAUCUGGACGAGCCAUCGACAAGGGCCCCAAGGUGCUGCCGGAAGAGUACCUCGACAUCAACGGCAGUCCUAUCAACCCCUUCUCCCGAGAAUACCCCGAGGAAAUGAUUGCGACCGGUAUUUCAGCCAUCGAUACCAUGAACUCGAUCGCCCGAGGACAAAAGAUUCCCAUUUUCUCAGCCUCUGGUCUGCCACACAACGAAAUCGCUGCCCAGAUUUGCCGACAGGCUGGCUUGGUCAAGCAGAAGGGCAUCACCAACAAGGGAGUUCACGACGGCCACGAGGAGAACUUCUCCAUUGUGUUCGGUGCCAUGGGUGUCAACUUGGAGACUGCUCGAUUCUUUACCCGUGAUUUCGAAGAGAACGGCAGUCUGGAGCGUACCACACUUUUCCUCAACUUGGCCAACGAUCCUACUAUCGAGCGUAUCAUUACUCCUCGUCUUGCCCUUACAACAGCCGAGUACUACGCCUACCAGCUUGAGAAGCACGUCCUGGUCAUCCUGACAGACUUGUCGGCCUACUGUGAUGCUCUUCGUGAGGUUUCCGCCGCUCGAGAAGAAGUUCCCGGUCGUCGUGGUUUCCCCGGUUACAUGUAUACUGAUUUGUCGACCAUCUACGAACGAGCUGGCCGUGUGACGGGACGAAAUGGCUCCAUCACCCAGAUUCCCAUUCUGACUAUGCCCAACGACGAUAUCACGCACCCUAUCCCCGAUUUGACAGGAUAUAUCACAGAGGGACAGAUUUUCGUCGACCGACCUCUGUACAACCGUGGUAUCUACCCGCCCAUCAACGUGCUUCCAUCGCUGUCACGUUUGAUGAAGUCUGCUAUCGGUGAGGGCAUGACACGCAAGGACCACGGUGAUGUGUCCAACCAGCUGUAUGCCAAGUACGCCAUCGGUCGUGAUGCCGCCGCAAUGAAGGCUGUCGUCGGUGAGGAGGCUCUGUCAUCUGAGGAUAAGCUGUCACUCGAGUUCUUGGACAAAUUCGAGCGUCAAUUCAUCAGCCAAGGUGCCUACGAGUCCCGAACGAUUUACGAGUCACUAGACCUGGCCUGGAGCCUGCUCCGAAUCUACCCCAAGGACCUGCUCAACCGUAUCCCCGCCAAGAUUCUCAACGAGUUUUACCAGCGAUCCCAGAAGGACUCCAAGGCGAAGGGCAAGGCUCGAGCCGAGGUUGCUGCCAACGAUAGGCAGCAGGCUGAGGAGAACCUGAUUGACGCAUAGAGGCGCCCUUGACGGAUGGUCUUGUUAUUUUUCCUCAGGGCUAGCAGAGGUAGAGUUUUUAUAAAUAGUUGGCUGACUUGGAAGUAUGUGAUAAUAUUUGUGGUAGAAGUGUAUGUUUCGAGUUGUAGGAGCUGUUUGGUACCGUUUAUUUUCUUUCUUUGGUUUUUACGACUGCGCUGGAAGUGGGCGAGCAAUCUGGCAUGGUUACGGAUGAAGGGUUGUAGCGUGAAUAUAGGCAGCAGAGUAAAUGUCAAAUCAAAUUAUUUCACUAGAGUGAGAGAGAGAGGGUAGAAAGUUAUUAGAGACUUGGGGGUCAGGCCAGGCUAGUUGUAUGGCUCGUACGAGCAUCGUGGAUUCUAUAUGAAGACGGAGCAUGAUGAUAGGAUGAUGAUUUUAUGCGAGACGUUCAAGUUGUUUUAUGAUUUGGCUCUAU
Messenger RNA from Trichoderma asperellum CBS 433.97, 3135 nucleotides. It is a transcript of the gene VMA2, whose product is annotated as Vacuolar ATP synthase subunit B. Gene Ontology annotation, molecular function: proton-transporting ATPase activity, rotational mechanism; ATP binding. NCBI's taxonomy places the organism in Eukaryota, Fungi, Ascomycota, Sordariomycetes, Hypocreales, Hypocreaceae. Gene Ontology annotation, biological process: vacuolar acidification; proton transmembrane transport; ATP metabolic process. The record is from RefSeq and is a predicted model, not a curated record. Gene Ontology annotation, cellular component: proton-transporting V-type ATPase, V1 domain.